This is a messenger RNA of Cebus imitator (Panamanian white-faced capuchin), 4837 nucleotides long. It is a transcript of the gene RGS5, whose product is annotated as regulator of G protein signaling 5. The transcript is spliced from 5 exons. The record is from RefSeq and is a predicted model, not a curated record. Bases 342 to 887 code for a protein of 181 amino acids. Lineage: Eukaryota; Metazoa; Chordata; Mammalia; Primates; Cebidae.
AAACAAUUAAUGGCCUGUGAACAGUUUAGGGUCUAACCCUGCCCUGUCCGAUCAGCAAGAGAGUGUUGGGAUAAGAGCAGAUGAAAGCCUUAUGCCACAGCAGUGCCUGCAGCAGAGAAAGGAUUCCUUCCUCCACCUCACGCCCCACUGCUGCUGCUGCUCUCCAGCCUGCAGUUUCCUCUAAGGCUCUGGAUUGGCUGGAAGAGCAACAGGGGGCUGGGAAAGAGCUUCUAUAUAUGCCUCAGAAGGAAAGGCAUCCCAGACAGUUUUGAAGUUUUCAAAGACUGGUUCUGCUGUUAAGAAGUUGUACUUAAAGCGGAGGAGCUAAGCCACCUGCCAAAAUGUGCAAAGGACUUGCAGCUUUGCCCCACUCAUGCCUGGAAAGGGCCAAGGAAAUUAAGAUCAAGUUGGGAAUUCUCCUCCAGAAGCCAGACUCAGCUGGUGACCUUGUCAUUCCAUACAAUGAGAAGCCGGAGAAACCAGCCAAGACCCAGAAGCCCUCACUGGACGAGGCCCUGCAGUGGCGUGAUUCCCUGGACAAACUCCUGCAGAACAACUAUGGACUUGCCAGUUUCAAAAGUUUCCUGAAGUCUGAAUUCAGUGAGGAAAACCUUGAGUUCUGGAUUGCCUGUGAGGAUUACAAGAAGAUCAAGUCCCCUGCCAAGAUGGCUGAGAAGGCAAAGCAAAUUUAUGAAGAAUUCAUUCAAACGGAGGCUCCUAAAGAGGUGAAUAUUGACCACUUCACUAAGGACAUCACAAUGAAGAACCUGGUGGAACCUUCCCUGAGCAGCUUUGACAUGGCCCAGAAAAGAAUCCAUUCCCUGAUGGAAAAGGAUUCACUGCCUCGCUUUGUGCGCUCCGAGUUUUAUCAGGAGUUAAUCAAGUAGUAAUUUAGCCAGGCUGUGAAAUCAUCCUGUGAGUUAUUUCCUCCAUAAUAACCUGGCAUUUCCCAGUAAUCUAUAUAUCUUCCCAUGGCAGCUUUGCUCAAUGAUACCCACAUGGGAAAAAUCCCAGGGGAUGUUGCUUACUCUUUUUGUGUACACUGCUUUGGAUGCUUAGCUACUCUCCGAAGGCCUUCUUUCCCCACUCAAUUCUUCCUGCCCUGUUCUAAAUUAAGAUGUCUCCAGUUUUAGUCAGACCCAAUCGGAAUCACAGAAAAAUCCUGCCUAAGGCAAAGAAAUAUAAAGCAAGAAUAUGGUAUCAAUGAAUGUGGAUUUAGGUAAUAGAUUUCCACCUAAAUUGGUCUGAAAAAAAAUCUAAGUGUGGACAGACCUAUUUCAAAGGAGCUUAAUUGAUCUCACUUGUUUCAGUUCUGAUCCAGGGAGCUCACUCCUCUAAUUAUUUCUGAACAUGGUUAAUAAAAGGUGAUAAGAUUUUAACGAAGCAGCCACUGUAUAUUUUAAGCAAACAUGUUAUUUAAAAUAUUGAUUCUUCCCUUGGAACACCUUCAUGUGAGCUAGGUAUUAAAAAUAAGAGAUAAAACCAUGAAUAUAUUGUGUUUAUACAAAAUCAAUCUGAACACAAUUCGUAUAGAUUCCUAUUUUUACCUUCCUCACUGCCCCCCCUCCACGUGCCCAUAGUUACCAAAUUCUGUUCUAAAUCAAUGAUCUAAGGUCAGCAGUGAACUACUUUGUAUGUAUCUAUGCUCCUAGACUGUAGGUCAAAUGUUUGCAUUUUCAAAUUAUUUAAAAUUCUUAUUAGUGUAAAAUUCACAAAUUUCUAAAUCCAAUCAUGUAAAAUGAAACUGUUUCUUCAUUGUAGUAGACUCCCAUCUAAAUAUCAAGAUGGCUAUACACUAAAUAGAGAAAAUAUGGUCAAUUCUAAAAUGGCUAAUUGUCCUACAAAGCUAUGAUCAUAGACUAAUGACAUUUGUCUUCAAAACACCAAAUUGUCUUUAGAAAAAUUAAUCUGACUAUAGGUAGAGGCCUUCUAAGGUGAGACACAUUUAAGGUACACUGCAUUUUGCAAAAAAAAAAAAGUAAUCUUUUAGCAACCCCAAUAUUCCCUCACUAUUUUGCUUCCUGCAUUAGUAAAUUUUACUUACAGUCAAAAGCACAGAUUUAUGCUCCUGAUAUGCCUUAUUCACAGCUAAUUGACAGGCCAUAGGAUUUUUGGUAGGUUUAAACUUUUAAUUCUGUAUUUCAUGAUUAUAAGUCUUGCUAGAAUUUUUUCUAAUCUUUAAUAGAUUUGAUUAAAUAAUGGUUCACAGAAUUUAGUAACAAAAUCAAAGUAAACCAUGUAUGAGAGUAAUCGAGAUGAGGAUAUUGAGUUAACUCAAAAGAAAGAGGGUGACUUUUAAAGGAUUAAUAAAAUUCUGAAAUGUUAAGUAGAAUAUUACAUUGUCUAGUCUUGUAUUUCCUCCUUUUGUUGCUCUUUUUCAUUCACACACUCUUAGUUUCCCAUAUUUGUAGCUCAUUUUUUUGGUUAUUUCUUAAGAAUAUUAAAAGUGAAGCAACUAUGUGACUGUAUUCUUCAGGCAAACACCGACUGUGCUUGUUGGAUUUUCCCUAUUUUUGUGACUUCAAGGAUAAUUUGACCUGCUGAAUACUUGCCAUUUCACACUCUCAAAAUGGGUAGAGUGGCUGGGUAUGCUGCCAACAAUUGCUAGUGGUGUGAAUUCAUUCAUAGUUGCCAGCAUUGUUUGUGUCAAAAAAAACGAUCCUUCAUCAAGCAGUUCAGAACUAGGCCAGAUCAAUGUUGCAGUCAUGAAGUUCUCAUUACACGCAAUUGUGUAAGAUUGACAAGAAACUCAGAUAAAAAUUUCCAGGAUGUGCUUCCAGCACCAGCUUCAAUACCUAUCUACAUUGCCCCCAAGCUAAUAAAGUGCCAGCCCUUUACCCUCUCAUACAGCUAAAAAUGUUAGAAAUCCAAAAUCUUGGUGCAUUUUUUCAUAAAUGCUAAAACAUUUAAAGAAAAAUAUAAUGUAAUAAUAUAAAGUUCAAAUAGUUUAUUCACAUUAUUUGAAAUAUCCAGAUGUUUGAAAAUUCCCAGAUAAUUAACUAGCUAUUACAGAUCUCACCCGGAGGGUUGAUGUUAUGAAGACGCCAAUGAACUGUACUCAGAAAUUGACUGGACACCCUAUGAAAGUGGGUAGACGUUUCGGUGGAAAAUAAGAUGGGCUUUUACCUUUUAAUAAAGCUGAAUCUAGGAGGUAGAGGGCAGGAAAGAGCCCCAUGAAAGCCGUUCUGUGGAGAUAUAAAAAGGAUGGAAGACAGAAUGCCCUAUAGUGAUAUCAUAACAUUAUAUCUACAUAUAUGUCUACCUAUAUCUACAGCUAUAUAAUCUUAACAUUUAAAAUCAUAUUCACACACACAUUAGAAACUCUUCUAACAUAUGAAGUAAUAAAAUCAGAAAGAAUAUAAAUAUUCUAGCCCCAAAUGAUAGACCAAAUGUAUUGAAAUUGUUCUAGAAAAUUUCUUUGAACACUGUUGAAAGUUUUUGGUGAAACUUAGAAAAAAUCCUGUGUUACUAAUAAUUUCCAUGGUAAUACAGAUAAAAUACAUUCUUUUAAUUCUGGAAAGUUUGAAAAAGUGGGGUGAUCUUUCCAGGAAAAACAUGUGUAAUAUCUAUUUAUCACUCCAUCUCCUCCUCCUCCUCCUCCUCCUCCUCCUCCUCCUCUCUGUGUUCUCUUGAGUUAAUGUCUGGGAAAGCAUGAAGCUUGAUGCAAGAGCCCUGUGGUGCCAGAGUUUUCAUCCCCUGUGAAAACGUAACUACAGUUGGGAGUGAAUUGGGGUUGUACAAAGGUGGUGGAACGAAAUUGUGGUCAAUGGAAAUAGGAGAAUAUGGUUCUCACUCUUGAGAAAAAAACCUGACUAGCCCAGGUAAUUGCCCAUAACUUAAGUUUUUCUGCCUGGGUUUGAUAUAGUUUAGGGCUGGAAUUAGAUUCAGAUCUAAAUUACAUCAGGACAAAGAGACAGACUAUUAACUCUGCAGUUAAUUAGGAGGCAUGUUCUAUGUCGAUUUGUUAAAGCAGUGUGAAUAACCUUCAAGCAUGUGAAUAAUCUCCUAUCUUCCCCUGACACACACACACACACACACACACACACACACACACACACACACGGAGGCACAUUUUUUUUUUCUUCCAGAUAGACGUCUUUUAAAAUGCAGAACUAACUGAGGCAUUUCAGUAACUUUGCUUUCAAAUUAAUAAAGUCAAACGUGUGGAAACGUUUUGUGCCUCACUCUCCAUACCCCAGGCACUCCAAUUCUGUAUUGUAUAAAUUAUGCUUUAAGUAGAUUUCAGUUUUCCAUGCCAAGGAGAAGAGCUUGGUGAAAGAAGUUAUUUUUAUUUUUAUCCUCUACAAAGCCAUAGAUUUCAUUUGGUAGAUGUAUUCUCUGUACACAAGCCAUUUCAAUAGGAUGGAGCUGUUAAUUAUUCUCCAAAGAGUAGUAGACAUGCAAAAGUUUCAAUAAAAACUGGGCCAUUAACAAAUAAAUUGAUAAACUAAUAAGCAUUCCCUUCUAGGUUUUUGCCGAACUGCCUAUCCAAUGACAAAUUUGAGAAUCAUUGAAAAGGCUAGUUAUAUCUCAGAGAAAUGAUUUUCAAUAUUGAAACUGUUUCCCCUAGCAGGCCAUUUUCCCUGUUUCCUGGGAAUUUAGCAAGUUUAGGAGAGAAUGAUCAUGAGAAGAAAGGGAAGAAAGGGGAGAAGGGAAGUGGUUAAAAUGUUAGUGCCGAGACCUGUGAAAUUAAUCCCUUUGCUGGGAAAUAUUUAAUAGCAGUUCAGAAUGGUUGAAACUAGCUUUUGUCAUCUUCCUUAUUUGCAGGAAGGUAUUUCCUGACUUGCAAUGCAGCUAGAUGUAAAAUUUUAUUUUAACAGCCUAGAAAGCCUUGACU